Verticillium dahliae VdLs.17 is the source of this 1929-nucleotide messenger RNA. RefSeq lists its product as uncharacterized. The record is from RefSeq and is a predicted model, not a curated record. Lineage: Eukaryota; Fungi; Ascomycota; Sordariomycetes; Glomerellales; Plectosphaerellaceae. The coding region runs from base 1 to 1929 and encodes 642 amino acids. The transcript is spliced from 3 exons.
AUGAGAUGCUGGCAACGACCGGCAGUGCUGCUCUGCUUCUUCUAUCUUGUUGGUCUGAGUACAACAUUGAGCCACAUCGUGUACUACAUCCACCUGAGCGGGACUGUUGCUGGUGAUGGCUAUCGUCAACAGAGUAACAUCCGUAUCGGGACGGCGUUGGCUGUUCUUACGCAAUUCUCCUUCGUCACGGCCGUCUGGCUCUGUUAUACACAGUGUCUCUGGCGUAACCUUCAACGCAAACCGAUGAGCCCUCGGGCUCUCAACGCGGCCUUCGGAGCCAACGAGUCAAUCUUGUCUCUCGCCAAUACAGAAAUGCUGCGCAGAUUCAAGCUCGGGUCGGCCCUCGCUCUGCUGGCCUGGUGUCUCCUCCUCCCAGCCUUCUUCACGCCAUCGACGCUGUACAUCCUUCCCAGCACCAGGCGGUCCGUGGUCGACCAAAUGGUCCCCCAGCCCGCCAUCUCAAACAGUUCAGAUGGCCACCGGUUCGCCUACAGCCCCCCGACCCAGCGGAACCUGACGUACCUGGCCGCCGACGAGCCCCGCACCUUCGCCGGCCCCCGAACAGCCCUGAGCCUCGUGUCGACAGCCGCCUCAGCCCUCGGGGAGAUCCUCCCGCUGCCGGCCCCGCACGAGCACGCGAGCUACAACACGACCUUCUUCGGCCCCGCCGUCCGCUGCGGCCCUGCCAACGCCAGCGCAGAGGCCCUCAUCGACGGCUUCCUCCGGCAGAAGAUGGCCCAGCCGCUUGGCUCCGCCCGCGAGGCCGACAACGCCUACUACGCCUUUGUGCCCGUACGCGUCAACGGCACGCUCGCGCCCGUGUCGAAACCGCGCGACAGGGCGCCCAGCAACGCGACGAACGAGGUCUGGAUCAGCUUGUCGCGCUACGUCGACGACGACGACGAAGACGACGGGGGAUCGCCGCGGCAGGGCGGGCUCCGGCCCCGCGCGAGGCAGCGGCUCGUUUGCGAGCUGUGGAACGCGAGCUACCACGUCGCCGUGUCGUGGGAUCACGGGGUACAGAGCGUCUGCGGCAGCUUGCUUCUGCUGGGACGCGUCGGGUUCUCUGCGGCUGGCGAGGCGGUGGCGGCGACGGAUAUGGCGAAGCAUGCCUAUUCCGCCUUCAUGUGGGUCAUCACGGACCAGGUCGUGGGAUCUCUGUCGUGGUACGAAGACGCAGCGCUGGAGCAGCAGGAGCGGACGCCUCAGAACCACAAGGCGCUGCUCCCCGAUUUUGAAAAGUGGUCGGACGCCAAGCCUUCGGCGUCGAGGGACAAGAAGCCGCCGGCCGACAGACGUCGCAGCGUGCCCGAGGUGAGCGAAGCAGGCGCCUCAGCCCCCGCGCCGGGAGCAGCGCAGUUCGGCGUCAUCGACACGCAGCUGGAGCACAAUGUCCUCCUCGGCUGCGACGACCUGGACGUCUUCUUCGACUUUAGCCAGCGGCUCUACAGCUUUGACACCUCGCGGCUGAAGGGCCUCAAGGAGCAGCGCCGGCGGGACAAGGCUGUGGCCGGUGGCCUGCCGCUUGGUAAACUCAUCCAGCAGCUGGCCUUCAACGUGACUGUUAGCUUGCUGCACAAUGAGCUUUUGACACAACCUGCCCAGACGUCUGUAGAGAUGAUAGACGACGUGAACCGCUACGGAUACUUAGUGUUGGGCCUUUUGAUACCGUAUGCGCUGGCGAACCUCUUUACAUUGGCUGUUGUUCUGUUGGGUUGUUACUCCUACUUCAAGCAUGGGCCUAUGCCGGGGAAAUCCUUCUCCGAUGUGGCUCGAGUCUUGCGGGACCCGGAGGUCAUGGAUUCCUUGGACCAGAGCCAAUGUUCGUUGAGGGUCGUCGAGGUGGAGAGGCGACUCUCGUUUCGGUGCGAUGAAAGCAGUGGCGGCAGCAGGAAAACUUCCGUCUGGGCUUCGGCUGAGAAAUGUUAA